GCAGUAAACCCGAUAAAGCUGGGGGUGGGCAUCUCCGCUCCGAUAAGGGAGUAAUUUAGCUUGAGGAAAGAGUCAGAUGCACUUUUUCUAUGAAUGAUGCGAUGUGAUGCACACGGGAUCAACUCUAAAUGGUGGUACUGGGCUGCUGCGCUUUACAACAUGGUUAUCACCCGCAGGUUCCGGGCCUCAGGGCUGCAACCAGACUUUUACAGUCUUGGUUAUACAUGCCCAACCAUAAAUUAAUACAUCGACCAGCCAGAGCUAUUCUUUGUUGUUAUUGCUCUCUUCCUGAUGCGGGGCUGCGUUUGACUGUCGGUACACUCCAGACCAUAAUAUUGCCUCCUUUUCUAUUUGAAGAACUGAGCUGGACUCUUUUAAUAAAGACUAAGCCAGCGGCUUGAGUAUAUUAGUAUUCAACGAAGAUUAAUCAAAGCUAAUCAUUCAUAUUUUCGCUAUUCUUAAUAUUGACAAGAUGUAUUCCAUCAUGUUCAGCGAGGCGCUUCCUGCUCCUCCACCUCCUCCGCCGGCUCAAGAAGAGACUCAGGGACCCAGGUUCCCCAUUUACUUACUUCCAAGCCUUACUAUGCCAUUUCGACGAAGGCGACGAAGUUCGCAUGUAAACAAUGAAGUCCCGCCAAGCGAUACCCUACCAUCACUGAGCUCAUCGCCAACGGAUUCGACGCCAUCCAGUCCAAUGACGAGUCCGUCAACACCCACCCUCUCACCGAUGAAUUUCUUGUCCAACUUCAAGUCGAAAGAUGAUCACAUCCGAUCGCCUGCAGAAGAUCUAAAAACGACGAAACUCGCACGAACGCAACCUAAUACGAUCCGAUGCUAUACAUGUGCAUCCGAUUUCGCGUUCACUUCGCAGAUCGUCAGUAAAGGUUUCACAGGCCGAUACGGACGGGCAUUUUUAGUGUCACCACCAGAACAGCCACCCCAGAGAGGCGCGAAAACGAGAGACCUUAUAAAUAUCAAAGUCGGCAAAUCGGAGACCCGCGUCUUGGUGACUGGAUCGCAUGUUGUCGCAGACAUUACAUGCGCCGUCUGCCACGCCAAAGUAGGUUGGAAAUACAUAGAUGCGAAAGAGGAAUCGCAGAAAUACAAGGUCGGAAAGUUUAUUCUCGAGACCCAGAGAUGUAUUGUUUACCGAAACUGGGAGGACAUUGCGGUCCACGAAAUGCCCGAGUUUGAGAUGAAGCAGAAAGAUCCACCAACGACGAAUAAUGGGGAACCCAUCAUCUUCGACUCGGACGACGAAGAUGAAUGUGAAGAUUUAUUUAUGGGGUCCUGGGACCCUGAUGUUGUCGUUAAGAGACGAAGCAAGAAAGUCAAUCGCCGCCAGAAGAAAAACGCUGCUUAAAUUUACAGCCGUUACUCUAUGAAGGCCAUAGCAUUACAUGGAGUUGGAGCAACGGUAAUACCCAGAAUGGUUUUUUUCCGGUGGUAGAGAAAGCAUCUUAAUACCUCCUUUACCCUUAUUCAAUGGACAGGGCAUCUCAUCAUGAGACGGAUUGAUGGGGUUUGAGCAGGAAUUUCGUAAUUAGUUGGGGGCUGAGGCGUAUAUGGUCACUUACACUGCAUCUUUUAUCCGAUAUUUUGAUACCCUCACUACUA
This is a messenger RNA of Hypoxylon trugodes, 1617 nucleotides long. Its product is annotated as yippee-domain-containing protein. The transcript has a single exon. Lineage: Eukaryota; Fungi; Ascomycota; Sordariomycetes; Xylariales; Hypoxylaceae. The coding region runs from base 473 to 1363 and encodes 296 amino acids. The record is from RefSeq and is a predicted model, not a curated record.